Cricetulus griseus (Chinese hamster) is the source of this 696-nucleotide messenger RNA. The record is from RefSeq and is a predicted model, not a curated record. Lineage: Eukaryota; Metazoa; Chordata; Mammalia; Rodentia; Cricetidae.
UUGGCUGGGCUCUCAGAGAAGCCAGAACUCCAGAUGCCCCUCUUUAUUCUCUUCAUGGGAAUCUAUGUGGUCACUGUAGCAGGCAAUUUGGGCAUGAUCACAUUAAUUGUGCUAAGUUCCCAACUUCACAACCCCAUGUACUAUUUCCUCAGCAGUCUUUCUUUCAUUGACUGCUGUCAGUCCACAGUUGUUACCCCUAAAAUGCUGAUGAGCUUUAUGACAGAGAAGAACCUGAUCUCCUAUCCUGCAUGCAUGACUCAGCUCUAUUUCUUCAUCAUUUUUGGCAGUGCAGAGUGUUGCACAUUAGCCGCAAUGGCAUAUGACCGCUAUGUUGCCAUCUGUAACCCCCUCCUUUACAGUGUCACCAUGUCCUAUCAGAUUUACAGUUCCUUGAUUGCAGGAGUGUAUAUUUUUAGUGUGCUCAGUGCAUCAGUUCACAUAGGCUUCCUCAUAAGAGUUCAGUUCUGCAAAUUAGAUGUGAUCAAUCACUAUUUCUGUGAUAUUCUUCCCCUCUUAAAGCUUGCACACUCUAAUACCUAUAUCAAUGAAUUGCUGAUUCUAAUUUUGGGUUCAUUGAACAUCUGUGUCCCAAUCCUCACCAUUAUUACUUCCUACAUCUCCAUCAUUGCCAGCAUCCUCCGCAUUCAUUCCUCAGAAGGCAGGACCAAAGCCUUCAGUACUUGCAGUUCCCACAUC